CGGCGCGCCGAUGCGCCUGCCGUCCGGCCCGACGCCCGCGCCGCGAAACGUUCGCACAUAAUACGCACCUCAACCUCACAACCAGUGUCGCUUUUACUGUUACACCUGAAGCGAGCCCUUCAGCCCGUCUGUAUCGACGACCGUCGUCGGAUGGAACCCGGAGUGCGCCGAUUCGCAUCAAGCGGCGGGAGCUAGCUCAGACAUGGGAAGUGAGCACUAUUGCCUAAGGUGGAACAAUCAUCAGAGCAACCUGCUGGGAGUUUUCAGCCAGUUGCUGCACGACGAGAGUUUGGUGGACGUCACUCUUGCCUGCUCCGAAGGUGCCUCCAUAAGGGCUCAUAAGGUUGUACUAUCUGCGUGCUCAUCGUAUUUCCGUUCGCUGUUCGUGGACCACCCGUCGCGUCAUCCUAUAGUUAUACUCAAGGACGUUGGCUUAGAGGAGCUGAGAACGCUCGUCGACUUCAUGUACAAGGGCGAAGUUAACGUCCAGUACUGUCAACUACCGGCUCUCCUCAAGACUGCCGAGAGUCUACAAGUAAAAGGUUUAGCGGAAAUGACGACAUUAAGUGCUGCUGGCAUUGAGGCUAGAAACGUCUCAGAACCAAUGGAACAGUGCCAAUCGCAAGACACCAAAGAGUGUUCAGAACCCCACGAAAGGAUAGAUAAUAGAGACAGCCGGGAUAAAGAAGAGAGGCGUGAAUUGAAAGAUACGAGAGAAUCCCGAGAGAGAGACUCCAAAGAUAGUCAUGAAACAAGAGAUAAUCAUUCUCGAGACAUACGUGAGUCGAGAGAUUCACGAGAACAUCGGGAUAGGGAAUCCCGUGAUUUGAGAGAUAUCAGAGAAUUGAGGGAAACUAGAGACUUGAGAGAAUCCCGAGAUCAUAGAGAAUUACGAGAUUCCAGAGAUAUUCGAGAACCACGAGAUUAUCGGGAAAUUCCAAGGGACCUACGUGAUAAUCGGGAUUCACGAGAUUUGAGAGAGGCGCCCGAAGCUUCACCCCCACGGAUAUCCCCAUUACUUUCAGUGCGACGAUUUAGAUUAGAAGUACCAGGUGAAACACCAACACUGACGCAUCCUCCUAUUCCGAAAGAUGAGCCACCUGACGAACCAAUGCGAUCAUCGUCUCCUGAAGACGAUGCGGUGUCGUUAAGAUCAAAUGGAGCUCAAAAUGAUAAUAUUGGUUUAAACAUGACUAUAAACAGUCACAGCGGUGGGGUUCUUGCUUCAAGAUAUUCCCCAGUGGAACAGAGAUUAAGUGUGCUCAGUGGUAUACCACAUCCUGGUCUGCCUCAUCCAUCUCAUCCAUCAUUACCCAGUCCCAGAAGCGAGCCUAUUGCUGGACCCUCUGGUUUACCACCUGUCCAACAAGUGCCCCUUUCACUCAAAAAAGAAGUGGACUGGGAUAGAAGCAAUGAAGAGAAAGGAGGCGAGUCAUCAACAGAUUAUCGGAUGCAACAUGAAUCGAUGUGUCUGGAUAUGUCGUGUGGAUCGCAGAGUAUCCCUAGUCCUAUACCGGCUCGUAGCCCCACAGCUCUGCCCUUGUGGUCCCCACUAUUGGCGCUACAAGCGUGCCGCAUACGACGAUACCUCAGUGACGACUGCAUGGCCUACCAAAAUCGACAUCUGCUCCACACAGAGCGACGUCGCUGCGGUGUUUGCCUUGCAUCCUUCCCUUCUGCAUGGCUUCUUGAACGUCACGCUGCUCUGCAACAUGCUACACAAGCCACAUGUGAUGACAAACCAUUCGUCUGCGAACAGUGUGGUCAGAGUUACAGGUAUAGAUCUGCCUAUGUCAAACAUAAAGAACAAAACCACCGAGCCAGACUCCCAGCUGACAAGCUUUUCACGUGUGACGUCUGCGGCAUGCAGUUUCGUUAUCUCAAAUCUUUCAAAAAACACCGCCUGAAUCAUACCUUAGAAAGAUUGCAUACGAAAAAUACUGAUCCACCGGAAGGUAUCGAUCAGGUUUCUAGUACGAAUGAAGCUUUAAUAGGACAGUGUGGAGAAAUGGAUCUCUCAAUCAAAAAGAAGAAUAGAAUAGAAGAAGCAAAAACUCCACCAAUAGAACUGAUGCGGGACGCGGAGCAAGAUAGCACAGUGGACUCUAAUGGCGCCUCUGAUUCGAUAGUGACAGUCGACGAUUCCAUCGAAUGUAGAAACUCAGAAAGUGACAGUAAGCGAGAAGAUGAUACGGCGCCAGAAAGACGACGUCGUGUCCCUGUUUCAUUCGCCAGUGUCAGUUCCAUGGCAGAUAGUUCGGAAAGCGAGUCGAGGGGUGAUAGCAGUAAAAAUGAGAGCUCAAGUUCACACUCUGGAAUCCUUGGAUUUAUGCAGAACGAUGAUAGACAAAGGGAUAGAGAGAGAAGAUUUGCGUGUCCUUUCUGUGGGAAAUGUGUAAGGUCAAAGGAAAAUUUGAAAUUACAUGUCCGUAAGCAUACCGGGGAGCGGCCAUUUGUGUGUUUGUUCUGUGGGAGGGCAUUCGGAGGAAAGAGCGACCUGACCCGUCAUCUGCGUAUCCACACUGGUGAGCGGCCUUACCAUUGUGAGGCAUGCGGUAAGUGCUUCGCGCGGGCAGACUAUCUCUCCAAACACCUCACCACCCAUGUACACAAUACUCGCUGAUUGACGCCCGCGCCGUCCAAUUUCUGAUCUUGGCAUGCCUUCAAAAUAAAUACCCAGUACCCAGUCAUAUUAUAACAAUAAAUGGGAAUAUUUUUUAAAAAUAUUUUAAAACUUUACACAAAUAAAAUAAGCAGGAUUUAUUCAAUAUGACACACCUGUGUUUUUGGAGUGAUUUUAUCUAUAUUUAAUAAUUUUAAUAGUUGAUGACGAGAGCAGACAGCCAGUAACAGAACAGUGAAGCAAUUUUCGCUCGUAACACUUUUUAUAAUUCUGUUAAUAUCGUAAUUGAUUAAGGAUUAUGGCAGAUUGUCAAUUUUUCCAAUUGCAUACCUACCACACUUGUUUUUGCUUAAGUUUACCUACUUAUUGCAUUUUGAUUACAAGAUUUGAACGCACAUUCACAUGUGCAAUUCAUAUAUUAUUGGAGAAAGAAUUGGCGAGAAUUUAUACUUUUCUACAGCAAUAAUUACUGGAUUUCCAGUUUUUAUUGCUUUAUAUUAAAUACUUACAUUUUAAAGCCAUAUUUUGUACGCCGAUUUAAUUUAAGAUUAAAAAACUCAUUCCAUUGAAAGUUUACUAGAAAAUUGAUAGUCGAGAAGAUAGGUAAGUAGGAGAAUGCAAAAAGCUGUGAUUCGUAUGAUUAAGACCAGUCAAACAUGUUUUAGAACAUCGAAAAAAAUGUUUUAUGUAAUUUAACUUAAUGUUAAUGUUUACAUGUAAUUAUAGAUAUAAGAAAUCUCUCUGUGCCAAAACAUGUACCUCAUAAAAGAUAAACACUGAUGUAGAUAAUUGAGGAUUUUUUUUAGAUUUUUGUUGAUGACCGAUGUGAUAUUCUGAAGACGCAGAGGCUGACACGUAAAAGGAUGAUUGUACGGACCGCAACCCUUGUGUGCCUUCAGUUUAUUUCUACGUCAGAAAUAUUAACUUUAUAAACAAUCUAUUACUUGUUUUACAAAUUAAAACCUAACUACUCUUCUAUAAGAUACUGUUUAGUAAAAAAUACUCGCCCGCAAUCUUUUCAUAGAUAUCUACUUAGUACAAUAAAACAUGGCCAUUUUAUCUUUUUAAGACGAAUAUAACUGCCGAUAUUGUGAUAUAUAGGUUCAUAUAUUUAUUUUCAAUGGACAUAUUUGUUUGAUAUAUAUUCUCAUAUACAUACGUUACAUGAGAAAUUCGUUAUCUAAGUACAUUAAUAAUGCUCUAAUACUGAUAUUCGAGAAUAAAACUAGCAGUCUAUGUUCAGCAAGAUUAAACUCCAUCGCUAGGUGACGCCAUCCAAACUUACAUGUUAUAGGUACUUAUAAACUAGGUAGACACAAUCUGAAUAGAAGAGUGCAAUAAGUAUUUUCUGAUAUUAUGUGUAUCUGUUAUUAUGUAGACGUUUAUAUAUCUGCAAUAAUGAUCCCAUAUAUACCUAUAUAUUAUCAUCAUGUAAAGAAAUUGAUGGAGCUACCAAAUCCUUGCACCGCUAAAAGUAAUUUCACCAAUUUGUUUUAGGGAAUUUUAUCUUUAUCGAACACGAGUACAUAUAUUUUUGAUAUAGAGGUAAUAGUGGUUAAGUAUGUCAUAAGAGUAAUCUUUGAUGCAAUAAUUUAGAUUACGAUAGCCAUAAUGAAGUCCGUUUGAUAUCAACAUUUUGACUUGUCUAAUUUUAUAAGUCCAACACCAAAUGUAAUUUCCAAUUGUUGCAAAACGGAUUGAAAAACAUUUCGUUGUAAAAAACUAAAUAACGUUGAGUUUAUAUUGUAUGCCAAUUGAUACUUCAAAGAUGAAAGCCGCUACUGGUAAUGUGGGUGCCACUUUAUCGUAUAUGAACACGAGUGUAAUAUUUUGCAUUGUGUAUUUUAUAUGAAGUCACUGCGUGAAAUCUAAACAACGAAAAAUAAUAAAUAAUCAUAUAAAUGUUUGUAAAAAUACCGCUUUAAAUUAUUUUACUAAUAAAUAAAAUAAUGAUUAUUUAUUUUAUUUAUUAGUAAAAUACUUUAUUCUUUAUUACCUUAUCGGUUUUUUUUAUUGUCGCACGGUAUUUACUGUGUGAUUAACCUAGGUGUACUGCGUGAUUAAUCUAUGUUAUGAAUUAUUUCUGCAACUAGUUAUGUAUCAGGCUAUUCCCACCGCGGUAACGAUGAUAUCUUAAUAUUUUCUUACUUUAGAGUACUCGUUGCAGAUUGCCUAUAUGAAGUAUCUUUGGUUUAUGCUAAACAUAUAAAUAGGGACCACAAUAAACCUUAGAACUUACCCACUUAAGUUGUUUAUUUUCAUACAGACAUGAAAUAACAUUUGUAUAUGAUUAUUGAAAUUAUGUCACAAGUAGACAUUAUAUGUACUCUACAUUCGUG
This is a messenger RNA of Achroia grisella, 4962 nucleotides long. RefSeq names its product protein bric-a-brac 1-like. The transcript has 7 exons. The record is from RefSeq and is a predicted model, not a curated record. The coding region runs from base 203 to 2623 and encodes 806 amino acids. Gene Ontology annotation, biological process: regulation of transcription by RNA polymerase II. NCBI's taxonomy places the organism in Eukaryota, Metazoa, Arthropoda, Insecta, Lepidoptera, Pyralidae. Gene Ontology annotation, molecular function: protein binding. Gene Ontology annotation, cellular component: nucleus.